This is a messenger RNA of Malania oleifera, 735 nucleotides long. RefSeq lists its product as uncharacterized. Bases 1 to 735 code for a protein of 244 amino acids. The record is from RefSeq and is a predicted model, not a curated record. The transcript is spliced from 3 exons. NCBI's taxonomy places the organism in Eukaryota, Viridiplantae, Streptophyta, Magnoliopsida, Santalales, Ximeniaceae.
AUGUCGACUACCUGGAGUCGCUUCAGGGAGGUAUUCUUCGCACGAUACUUCCCCAUCGCCACCUUUGAGGUGAAUUCUGAGGAGUUCCUCCACUUGACUCAGGGAUGGAUGCUGAUACAGCAAUAUAUGGCUAGGUUCAUGGAGUUAUCUCGGUUUGCGCCUCACAUGGUUUCAGAUGAGCCGAAGAAGGCUCCAUCCAGUUUUGCGAGCAUUGACUAUCAUAGGAAGGAAGUAGUGUUUAGGCCUCUCGAGGAGCGGGAAUUUCUAUUUGUUGGCUUGUGUGUGCGUUCUGCACCACAAAUCCUCUCGGGGAUGCAAGCGAGACAGCUACUUCUGGAGGGUUGUCAAGGAUACCUGGUGAGUGUGAAAGAGUCACCUAAGGAGGGAUUGAAAUUGGAGGAUAUCCCGGUGAUAAGGGAUUUCUUUAAUGUCUUUCCUGAAAACUUGUCAGGGUUGCCUCCAGACAGGGAAGUGGAGUUUGCUAUUGAGUUAGCACCGAGGAUGACUCCAAUCUCCAAAGCGCCUUACAGGAUAGCUCCAGUUGAGUUGAAAGAGCUAAAGGAGCAGGUGUUCCACAAGUACUCGGAUAAAUUCGUGGUGGUGAUCAUCGGUGACAUCUUGGUGUAUUCUAAGAGUCUAGCAAAGCAUGAUGCUCGUCUUAGAGUAGUCCUUCAGAUACUUAAAGAGAAGGAACUAUUCGCUAAAUUUAAGAAAUGCAAAUUCUGGCUUGAGUAG